GAAAAUUCCAGGAGUAGUAAUUACAUGCGCUCCCUUUUGGAUUCAAGGGCGAGCGCUCGUCUUCCUCUUUCUGCUUCUUCUUCUUUUGCUUUUGGUUCUUGCAAGGAAGGCUGGUACUACCGCUGCCUUGGAGUUGACCCUUGAGAUCUCUUUCUCUCUAAUCCAUAUACUCAUUUCAAGGAAUUUUCAUUUUCUUUUAAGUUUUUGCGAUUUUUCUCUUUCGAUUUUUUGAUACCGGCGCUAGCUUCGGUGAAUUUCUCGGGGCUGUUGUCGUCGGUAUCCGGUUCCCUGAUUCGGAUAUAGUUUGAAGGAAAAAGAAGGGAUUGCGAUUUCUUUUUUUCUUUUUGUAUGAAGAUGUUGCUGUACAAGCAGAAGAAGAACCAGAAUGUUAAGGGCAAUAGGCUGUUGAUCAGCAUCAAUGUGCUCGGCAGCGCUGGUCCGAUUCGAUUUAUUGUAAGCGAGGAGCAACUUGUUGCUGAUGUUAUUGAUACCGCGUUGAAAUCCUACGCGCGUGAGGGCCGGCUCCCAAUUCUUGGCUCUGAUCUUCACGAUUUCCAGCUUUAUUGUCCGAGUGCUGGACCAGAUGCCUUGAGUCCAUGGGACACAAUUGGAUCGCACGGAGCUCGAAACUUCACGUUGUGCAAGAAACNGGGAUCCUUGAGUCCAUGGGACACAAUUGGAUCGCACGGAGCUCGAAACUUCACGUUGUGCAAGAAACCACAGGCAGAGAAAGUGGGAGAAGAUGGAAAAGCAGCAUCACGGCCAGCCAUCCAUCGCAAAGCCUCAGGGAGCUGGAAGUCAUGGAUCAACAAGUCUCUGAAUAUGAAAAUCUAUUCCCAUUGA
Messenger RNA from Cucurbita pepo subsp. pepo (vegetable marrow), 843 nucleotides. Lineage: Eukaryota; Viridiplantae; Streptophyta; Magnoliopsida; Cucurbitales; Cucurbitaceae. The record is from RefSeq and is a predicted model, not a curated record.